GGCAUUCACGUCGACCGACUCCGGGAAACAACCCAACCCUACGACACACACGCAGAACGAGUCGAGAGAGAGGAGGAGGUGGAGGAGGAGUAGUGCCAGGGCACGCCUCACACACACACAUACAAUUCUGUCCCACAGCGGGUUUGUCUUCUGCAGCUGCGUUUGGCGUUCAGGUUCCUGAGGAGCGGCACACGGCCAACGCGAAAACGCCACCGACGAUGUUUCGGAACGCGCAGCAGCAGCUCCUGCUGCCUCUGUCCGUUUGCGUCCUGGGUCUCGUUGGUGUGGCCUGGGGGGAUGGCAACUGCCUGGCUCAUCAGACGGAGAGUGGGUUUUACAUCCCUGAGAUUCCGUGCAUCUGGCCAACCUUCUGCUGCGGUGACUGCAAUGGUGUCUACUGCUGCAUCUCUAACAGCCUGCGCAUCAGUGACUUUCAUCAGCAGAUCUGCAACAUGUUCCACAUGAGACCGAACAUGUUCAUGGGCAUCAUGGGGGGAGUCGGAGUCCUGUUGCUGUUGCUGGUGGUCCUCAUCUGCUGCCGCUGCUGCUCUUGUUGCUACUAUUACCGCCACCGGCAGCAAUCCUACACACACGUGCACAUCCAAGAGCCUCAUAACGGAGAGGUGUUCCCAGGGAACCAGACUCUCUAUCCCCACCAGCCCGCCUACUACAUUCCCCCCAAUGCCAACUAUGGGCAGUACCCUCACCCUCCGCCUCCUGCCCCCGCGGCCGGACAUCCUGCAAGACAGUGGCAAGGCUGAGCCCAGAGAGGCUAUGCGACGGGGGGGUGGGGGCGGCCUGGUACGAACGUGGAUGCAGCAGGUCAGUAGCCUGGCUCACCUGCUCAAGAAAGCACGGAGAGACGAAAGCAGAAGGGCUCAAGCAGAUGUUGCUAUUGUACAUAGUCCACGAAAUGGGUAUACUUUAAAUCUUUCGCCUUGCGAAUAAUAAUAAUUCUAUAUUGAUUUGAAGCUUUCGUGACUGCAGGAAUCCAUACUCUUUGGUUCUUUCGGUAAAGUCACCAAGUGGGUAUAAAAUAAAAUAAAUCACGGCGUUUCGGGCUUUCCCACCUGAUGACGGACGCUUGUGUUGCGUUUGAAACGUCGUGAUUAAUUUUAUUUUAUACCUACGUGACUUUACCGAAAGAACCAAAGAGUAAUAAUUCUAUAUACAGCACUCCAUUAUACUCUGUCCUGCCAGCAGAUGGGAGCACAAUCUUUCAGUUUUUUGUGUGUUUUUUUUAAGUAGGCCAUAAUAGGAACUGAUCGGUGUUCUAACAUUGAAAAAAACGUUUGCGGUCCUAAUUUCUUUGCACGAUAAGCUAUUCAAAAGAAUAACGUAAGAUGUUUUAACUUUAACAUUGUGGGCAUUUUAAACCAAAACAACGUUUCAAUGCCUCUGGUCAUACAGAUAAUUAAGAUAUAUUCGGUCUCAGCACGUGCUUAUCCAGAGAUGAAUGCGAGUGGUACGGCACAGACGUGUAUGUUCAACCUCUUUCGCACUGUACGUAGCCAGCCGUGUCAAUUGGAGGUGCGGGAAAGGACAACAAACUAAGAAAGACAACUCACACAGUACAAUUGAACAUAAUAUUUCAUAUGCAAUGUUUUACAUGUGUUGCUGUUUGCUAGCAAUAGGUCGGCGUGGGGAUAUCGUUUCAAUAAAAGUUUGACAAAAAGGAACCUUU
Petromyzon marinus (sea lamprey) is the source of this 1684-nucleotide messenger RNA. RefSeq names its product protein shisa-4-like. The record is from RefSeq and is a predicted model, not a curated record. Lineage: Eukaryota; Metazoa; Chordata; Hyperoartia; Petromyzontiformes; Petromyzontidae.